AGAGGAUGUGAUCUGCAACGCGAGAGUGCUUUGUGUUGCCAGCACACACGAGAUCGUCUGGUGAUUCAUCUGCUUCUCCGAUCGCAUGAAAGCGUCAUCAUCGACGAGCAGCAAGGCCACAGGAGGCAGCAUGAGCGGCGGCGUGACGCAGAUCAAUGUCGGCGGCUAUAUCAUGGUGUUCCCAAGUGGCGUGCUGCUGCGUGAGGGGCUGCGUGGCACGUGUGUGGCGGUGCUGCUUCACCGGUUCGACCAGUGGAUGCUCAAGGAUGCCGACGGGACUCUGUUCAUCGACACAGACCCCGUCUACUUCAUCUGGUGAGGGACGAGGGGAGCAUGCAGCCAAUGACACUCAUUUACUCACUCAUUGACUCACUGCCCUGUGUGUGUGUGUGUGUGUGUGUGUGUGCUGGUUGUGUGUGUGUGUGUCAGGUUGUGUGAGAAGCUGACCCGUUUGAAGCAUGGGUGGGUCGACGAGAUCAAGAUCUUCGACGCCGUGCAGCCCAUCCCCUUCUACCACGACAUAUUCUUCGCCAACUCGCCGAUCGCCAUCGACAGACCGCAUAAGGACAGCGAGAGCCAACCGGCAUUCCGCAGCUUCAUUGCCAUGAUGGGCGCCUUCAUCAAGUCGUCCAUAGAGGGAGGCAGGGGAGGGGCGGAGGUGCUGAGUGUGACUGUGGACGGCCGCACAGUGGCGACCACCGAUGCCACACUGGCCGACUUCGACACACUCAACGACCGAUUCACCAAGUGAGAAGACAGGCACACACAGGGUGAAAUGGGGAAGCUGUGAAAUGAUUGACUUGCCUUCUCCUCUGUGUCACGUGUGCAGGUAUGGCGCCACUCCCAUCGUCGAUGUGUCUGCAAACCACGUCGACCUGUGAGCACCCAGACAACCACCAGAGGCAGCAAUAGACCGCAUCUAUUCGUCUGUUGGUUUGUUCAGGAUCGUCGACUUCGCUCGUCGGUGUCGCCUGGCCCCCGAAGGCGCCGUCGUCCCGCCGCCCUCGUGUACGGACCAGGAUGAGCUGGUGCGUGUGAGUGAGAUGUACGGCGUCCUGGAGGCCAUGUACCCCAACAUCCUCGCCAACGACGUCAUGCAGACCCUCCUCAUCAUGAUCGGCAAGAAACAACCUAACACAACCUGCCUCUGCAAGUGAGAAACGGCAAGGAGAGGCCAUAGCGCCACGUUCUAUUCAUCUGUGUGUCAUGUGUGUGUGUGUCAGGAGUUCGCUGCACGGUUCGUCGUAUGCUAGUCUGGCGCAGCGAGUGAUGGGCCGCCGCGGCCUCCUCUUCGUCAUCAAGUACGACGACACCAACACCAUCGCAGUCUUCGCCGACACCAGGCUGCACAUCCAGCCGACCCCACAUCUCAGCUGCUGUUCUGCUGCCCCGUGUCGCUGUUUUCGGUGUGCGGUGCAUUCGGGGAGGGCAUCACCAAGAUCGACGUGCCGCAGAACGGGCAGUGUGUGGCGGUGGCGGGCACAGAGGGGGCGGCAACGGACAAGGACGGUGAGCCAUUCGGCGAGGUAGCCAUCGCUGGCGGCCGCCUGUGGCUGGGGUGUGGCAAUCGCGGCCCGACUGACGACAUUCUCCGCUGCCAGCAGUGGGUGUGCAAGAAGGAGCAGCCGGCCAACAGGAAAUUUGUGGGCAAGACCAUCAACAGCAAGGCCGCGAGCCUCUGUGGUGUUGAGACCUACAACUUCGCCGCCCGGCGUGUGGAGGUCUUCCAGGUCCGUCAGCCAGGCAUCAACCAGAGAGCACACAAGUGGGUGUGGACAUCAUGACCCCUUUCUCUCUGUGCAGGUGUGGAGUGCUGUGCCGGCCGACCCCAUCCUGACUGAGUCUGACCUGCGAACACUCGUCGACCUGACCGGCAUGACGGAUGCGACCCCACAACUUCUCUAAAAGUGAGCAACCGAUGACAGGCAGGCUGCUCGUGAUUCGUUGAUGAUAUCGUUUUGCUGCUUUCGUGUGUGUGUUUGUCAGGGCUGAGCGUGACGGCUGGGAGUCCGAGGCCAUGUUCAAGAAUGUGGGCGACGCCACCGACCUCCUGCUGCUCCUCACAGACCUCACAGACCCCAGCGGCCCCAUCAUCGCCUCGCACAUCGAGGGCGGACUCACCCCGCCCGCCGACCCCACUGCAGUGGCGACGACCCCCUGUGCUGUGUCGCUGUUUUCGGUGUGCGGUGCGUUUGGGGAUGAUGGCAUCAUCAAGGUCGAGGUGCCAAGGACAAGCAGGACGUGUGGGUGGCGGGCACACAAAGGGACGGUGACGGACAAGGACGGUGAGCCAGGCGGCAAGGUGCCAUCGCCAAGGGCCGCCUAUGGCUGGGGUUUGGCAAUCGCCGCCCGACAGGCGACCUUCGCAGCUGCCAGGUGUGGGUGUGGAAGGAGGAGCUGCCGGACGACAAGAAGUACGUCGGGACCAUCAACAACAAUGGCACAGCCAUCUUGGGGUCCGGCAUCACCUUCACGGCUGCCGAUUUGGAGAUCUACACACUGCAGGUCAGAAAGACGGGAAAGUGGGAAAGAAGGACAUACACACACCAUGAACGGUACGUCCUUUUCUCCCCUCUCUCUCUCUCUGUGUGUGUGUGUGUGUGUGUGCAGCCGUCUGCUGGGUGGCAGUGGGUGAGUGCCGUCGCCUCCGUCGUGAUGAACUCACGACCGACAUGAUGGCUGUGGAGGGAGGCAGACAGACGAUAAUGUGGGGGUGUAUGACGUCUGCGCUGCAUUGACAUGUCGCAUGGCCAAGUGCUUAUCGCCGACGAUGCACACACAUUCACAUGGAGGCGGCGACUCGUUUUUGGCUGUCGGUACGGGGGUGGCGGGGCGGGUGCAUUUAAGCCAUCGAUCGCAGAGGAUUCUUUCUAUCGAUGUGUAGGUAUUCAUUCAUAUGUCUAGAGCCAGCAAGUGGGACCCCUUCCUUUAUCGACGGACUUCCGUGCAGUCUGUGCCGAGACACUCUCAUCUCGAUGCAUUUGACGUACACAGACAGUCCAUCACGCAAAGGCAUGUGACGACCCUCGAUAGUCGUGACCCACGCACGUACUCACCCAGCCGGUCUGCCUGCCGCUCAGUCAUGGAUGUCCAUCUGACUGGGUGUGUGUGCGUUGGAGAGAGAAGGGAGGGAGGGAGGGAGGGAGAGAGAGGGAGCAAGGAAGGGUCCUGUGUUCUGUGGGUGUCGUCUGCCUUUCGUUCUCGGUAUGACUACGGCUGGCUAAGUCAUUCACUUGCGCGGUUUGGGGUGGACCGCUGGCUCGCAU
Messenger RNA from Vitrella brassicaformis, 3266 nucleotides. The record is from the annotation of a GenBank genome assembly. Lineage: Eukaryota; Vitrellaceae.